CUCGAUGCACGGUCACACAGCUAACGCUUUUUGUUCUGCAGCACAGCCAGUGUGCAGGAUAUCCUCCUGUUUUUCUAUUUUUAAUGCACUUUAAAAAUCUGUGAUGUCAGACUGUGAUUCCUCCUGCCAGUCUCAUCAGAAGAAUAACAAGAGCAGCCACCUCUGGGAGACAUGUGAGGGUUCAGAGGAUGAAGGGAAGAAGCUGAAGAGGAGAGAGAAGAACAGAGUUGCCGCUCAGAAGAGCCGCAAGAGACAAACACAGAGAGCCGACCUGCUGCAUGAGGCCUGUGAGCUGCUGGAGCAGAAGAACCGAAAGCUCAGGAGAGAGGUGGAUUCACUGUCUGAGGAGCAGCGCCUGCUGACCGAAGCUCUCAGAGCCCACGAGCCCCACUGUCCCAUCAUGCACUGCCUCUUCGCCUCCUCCACCUCAUCCAGCCUGCAGCCUGACAACAUGGCAGCUUGCUCUGUCUAAGGCAAGGAAUAAUGUUUCUGACCUGAGUGACCACUGCAGCUCGGUGUCUAAAGCUACCCACUGUGUAAUACACCAGUAAACCUCUAGAGGGCAGAGCUCACCAUGAUCAGAAACAAGUGAAGUGAACUGUGGUGGCAGUUUUAAGAGUGAAGAGCGCCCUCUGGUGGUUAAACUUUUCAUACAGCAGCUUGAGUCCAUGUCCAGUGUAAAUACAGUUAAAGAUUUCGCUUCACUCUGCAUUUGCACGACUGGUGCAGAUGGUUUGUCUCCUCUUUCAGCUCGCAGGUGAAAAAAAAGGUGCCAGAUAGAAAAGAAUGAAUUCACCCAUUAACCCAUUUCUUAAUGUUUUCUUUCUGCUAUAUGAGCUCAUGACUUUGACUCUUAUCGCAGUAACAAAGAUCCACAUGCAUGUUUCCAUUAACCUUUCCAAAUAAAUAAAUGGAAAAGUCAUACAGUUUGUGUGAUGUCAGUUAAAACAAUAAAUAAUAUAGAACG
Toxotes jaculatrix (banded archerfish) is the source of this 967-nucleotide messenger RNA. RefSeq names its product basic leucine zipper transcription factor, ATF-like 3 (gene batf3). The record is from RefSeq and is a predicted model, not a curated record. Gene Ontology annotation, biological process: regulation of transcription by RNA polymerase II. The transcript has 4 exons. The coding region runs from base 104 to 472 and encodes 122 amino acids. Gene Ontology annotation, cellular component: nucleus. Gene Ontology annotation, molecular function: DNA-binding transcription factor activity, RNA polymerase II-specific; RNA polymerase II cis-regulatory region sequence-specific DNA binding. NCBI's taxonomy places the organism in Eukaryota, Metazoa, Chordata, Actinopteri, Toxotidae.